Messenger RNA from Acanthaster planci (crown-of-thorns starfish), 2330 nucleotides. Its product is annotated as sodium- and chloride-dependent GABA transporter ine-like. NCBI's taxonomy places the organism in Eukaryota, Metazoa, Echinodermata, Asteroidea, Valvatida, Acanthasteridae. Gene Ontology annotation, cellular component: plasma membrane. Gene Ontology annotation, biological process: sodium ion transmembrane transport; nitrogen compound transport; amino acid import across plasma membrane. Gene Ontology annotation, molecular function: amino acid:sodium symporter activity. The record is from RefSeq and is a predicted model, not a curated record.
AGUAAGUGAAAUACUGGAUCAAAGUUCAUCCGGCCGAGUUGAAAACGCGAUAGACGAGUGAUAUAUCCAACAGUUUGUCUGUGUUUACCGUCAACACUCAGACUGCGCUGAAAAAAAGAUACUGCAUUAAAUUAAUACAACACCGGAAAAGGAUACCCACGGCUUUGAGAAAUGGAACAACGAGGGGCCAGUAACGGAGGCUUUAACUACGAGUUUGAUGGUGGUGAAAAAGGCGGGCCCGAAGAAAAUAAUAGCGACGUCAAAUUCAGUGCACUGGAGGUGGACGAUCGUGGCGGGUAUUCGAAAGGCAACGAGGCGGACGUCAUGGACUUAGAGAAGUCGGCGUCGGCUGCAGGGCGGGACCGAUGGGGACGGAAGGCGGAGUUUGUGCUGGCCUGCAUCGGCUACGCCGUGGGCCUCGGCAACGUCUGGCGUUUCCCCUACCUGUGCUUCAAAAGCGGAGGAGGCGCUUUUCUGAUCCCUUACUUCAUCAUGCUGAUCCUCUGCGGCAUUCCCCUGCUGGUGCUAGAGUUUGGACUUGGCCAGUAUGUCCGCGCCGGUCCCGUCCAGGCCUUUGGCAAGAUUUGCCCCAUUUUCAAAGGCACUGGACUCGCAACCGUCAUGAUCUCCUUUGUCCUGACCACCUACUACAACGUGAUCAUCGCCUGGGCCUUGUUCUACCUGGUCGCUUCCAUGCAGAGCGAGUUGCCGUGGGAUUCCUGCAAUAACACCUGGAACACGCCCGACUGCUUCUCCCACGAAGAUUACAAGAUGCUGAACGGUAGCACCAAGCCCAACAACACCGUCUCCUCCACAGAGGAGUACUUCAACCAUCGUGUGCUGCAAAUCACGGAUUCCAUCGGCAAUGCCGGCGAGAUGCGAUGGGAGCUCCUGGGUCUUCUUUUCCUUGCCUGGGUCGUCGUCUACUUGUGCCUCUUCAAGGGGCUGAAGACAUCGGGCAAGGUGGUCUACUUCACAGCGACCUUCCCUUAUCUUGUCCUCCUGGUGCUCUUCAUCAACGGGCUGCUCCUGGAGGGGUCCGCAAAAGGCAUCAAGUACCUCUUCAUCCCAAAAUGGAAGGAGCUGUUGAACGUGAAUGUUUGGGUUGCUGCUGCAGCUCAGAAUUUCAACUCCAUCGGGAUUGCCUUUGGCUCCAUGAUUGCCUUCUCCAGUUAUAACGACUUCCACAGCAAGACAAUCCUAAGGGACACCUUCUGCAUCACCAUCACCAACAGCUUGACCAGCCUUUUUGCAGCUGUCACCAUCUUCUCUGGGAUUGGAUUCAUCUCCCACAUUCAAAACCAAGAUGUGGAUACAGUCAUCCAGCAAGGUCCUGGCCUGGUGUUUGUGGUGUAUCCUGCCAUCUUCAGCACCAUGCCCAUCUCCCAGCUCUGGUCCGUUCUCUUCUUCAUCAUGCUGUUCUGUCUUGGCAUCGACAGUCAGUUUGCCAUGGUGAAGGUCGUCAUCGCUACUUUCAUGGACGGCCUGCCUAAACUGCGCCGCUUUUACUUCAAUCGGCGUGAGGUUCUGGUGCUGUACAUCUGCAUCGUCUCCUUCCUGCUUGGAAUCCCUCACGUCACACAGGNCGGCAUGUAUGUCUUCCAGAUCCUGGACUGGUACAAUGCCAUCGUGUCUCUCUUUUUCAUCGCCAUCUUUGAGGUCACUUCUGUCGCCUGGUUUUAUGGUGCCAAGAGAUUGGCUCGCAACAUAAAGGAGAUGACUGGAUCGCCCCCGAACAUCAUCUUUGUUAUCUGUUGGGUCUUUCUCUCGCCUGCUCUCAUCCUGGUUAUCAUGGUUUUCCAGUUCAUUGACUAUAAGCCCGUCAAGUAUGGUGGUCAAGAGUUCCCCGAUUGGGCCAUUGCUAUUGGCUGGUUGGUCGCCUUUACAUCAUUCUCCUGUAUCCCGCUCGGGGCUGUCCACACCCUGCUGACGACCAAGGGGAACCUCAAAGAGCGUUUACUGCUCAGCUUCCGUUCUCCCAUCGACGAGGCAACAUACAGUCUGCAGUUCUCAGAGCCCAAGUUUGACAAAGAUGUCCCACCGUCCUAUGAAGUGGCUGUCCAGUGUGAGAAAAUGUAACUAGAAAAAGCACUGAAUCUCACAAGGUAUGAGUGUACUCGCUCCGUUUUUUUUUUUUUAGACAUUCCUGGUUAUGGAAGUUGUGACAUGUAGAAAUUUCAUCCAGGGGAUUUGGUGUGUGGUAUGACAGUUUUGAUUUACCUCUAUGAUUUUCAGGUUAUUGUUUUAUUUUGGCGGUGUUACAUAUUGUGGUGAAGAUGUUAGGGCUGCAUAAAAAGGAGUACCAUUUUUUUUCAUGUCUGAGAGGCGGA